Molecule: messenger RNA, 1302 nt
Organism: Cucurbita moschata (crookneck pumpkin)
Lineage: Eukaryota; Viridiplantae; Streptophyta; Magnoliopsida; Cucurbitales; Cucurbitaceae
Product: transmembrane protein 45B-like
Exons: 1
Coding region: 43-933 (296 amino acids)
Source: RefSeq, a predicted model, not a curated record
UUUCGAUGAAUUUGGCUAUAGAUUUUGAAAACAGAGGUUUCAAUGGGGCAAUUUGUACCUCAUAUAGCUUCUGGUUUUGUAUUCACUCUUCUUGGCCUUUGGCAUACUCUGAAUACAAUCAAAGCCUACAAUCUUGGAUGCGGUUCGAACUUUAAAGUAAGAUUUUGGUACCCUCUCGAUCGGCCCCAUUCCAAUCUCAAGUACUUAGAGCUCAUUCUCGUGUUCUCUUUUUCGGUCAUUGGAAUUUUCGGACAAUUUUGGGACUACCCUUUCAUUCAUUUGUCUUUCAAUGUCAUCAACUUGGAGCAUGCAACGAUGUUCCUGCACCUUGCCGUAUUUUCGGGGUUUGCCCUCUACAAUGAGCUGAAUCAUUCGUCGAACUUAUUGUCUGGGGUCGAGGGUGUCUUUGCAGCAUGUGUGUUCAGUCAAGAACUGUUCUUGUCUGGGGUCGAGGGUGUCUUUGCAGCAUGUGUGUUCAGUCAAGAACUGUUCUUGCUCCAUUUCCACUCGGCUGAUCACAAUGGCAUUGAAGGCCAUUACCAUUGGCUCUUGCAGCUCAUUGUGUUUGCAUCGCUCGUGUCGGUAAUAGUAGCUGCUUGUUGUCCUACCUGCUUUCCAGCAGCCAUUGUUCUUUCGUUAUUGGUUGUUUUGCAAGGGUGUUGGUUCAUGAACAUGGGGUUCAUGCUAUGGGUUCCAAACUUGGUUCCUAAGGGCUGCAGCAUGAGGAUCGUGGAGAACGGUAAAGACGAAAUGCUCGGAGCAGUGAUUUGUGCCUCCAAGGAAGCUGAUAUGAGGGCACGAGCGCUCGCUAACCUGCAAUUCAGUUGGAUACUAGCAGGGAUUCUCAUAUUUACUGGAUUUAUAAGCCUCAAAUGUACAAAAUCUGAUACUUGCACCCCAAAGAUCCAGCUAUCGGACUACGAGCAGCUUUGAGAAGCGUGAAAGAUGUCGAGAAUGGUCAUGAAUGAGGUGAAUCAAUUGGUCAAAACGGUCGAGACAAUAUCCUAUAAAGACUAAAAAGGCUGUGAUAUCGCCGAUGUUAAAACCAAGAAUCAGAAUAAAUACAUCUAGAACUUUAUUGUAUGUUUUGCAGACUGAAACUUGCUACUGAAGCUGAUUUCCGGGAUGAACCCGAUUCAGUAAGAAUCACACAUGAAGAACUGAUCCAAUCCUGCAGAUGCGAGCGUUAUCGAAACCCGAUUCCGAAGAAAAAAUCCUUCCCUUUAAGGCCCUACUUUUCAUCUCUUUUACUGUUCGAUAUUCUAGCAUUUAUGGUAUGAAAGAACUUUUUUUUACUGAUUC